Messenger RNA from Panthera uncia (snow leopard), 3230 nucleotides. Its product is annotated as mucin-5B-like. Gene Ontology annotation, molecular function: protein binding. NCBI's taxonomy places the organism in Eukaryota, Metazoa, Chordata, Mammalia, Carnivora, Felidae. The annotation marks the transcript as partial. Gene Ontology annotation, cellular component: extracellular matrix. The transcript is spliced from 19 exons. The record is from RefSeq and is a predicted model, not a curated record.
GAGGCCGCCAGCUCCCCGCUGAGCACCGCCCCGGGCCCCUCCGCGGCUGCCUCCACAUCCCUGCCUGUCACGGUGUGGACCUCGUCCACUUCCGUGGUCACCACCCCGAGGCCCCCAGCAUCCAGCAGCACACACUUCACCACCGGCUGCUUCUGCCGGGCAUAUGGGCAGCUCUUCUCUCCCGGGGAUGUGGUCUACAACAAGACGGACGGUGCGGGCUGCCACUUCUCUGCCGUCUGCAACCAACGCUGCGACAUUGACCGCUUCCAGGGCACCUGCCCCACCUCCUCGCCCCCGGCAUCCUCGGCGCCCCUGUCCCCCUCCUCCGCAGCUCCUCCCUGCGACCUCCUUGUCCCUCCCCGACAGGUGAACGAGUCCUGGACCCUGCCGGACUGCACGGUGGCCCGGUGUGAAGGCAACAACCGCAUGGUGCUUCUGGAGCGGAAGUCAGCGGCCAGUGUGAGCUGCGUGAACGGGCAUCGGCCAGUCAGAGUGUGGCAGGGGAGCGAGCCGUGUGACUUCCGUUUUGAGUGCGAGUGCUUGUGCAGCGGCUGGGGUAACUCUCACUACAACACCUUUGACGGCACCUCCUACUCCUUCGUGGACAACUGCACCCACGUGCUCAUGCGGGAGAUCCGCCCGCGCCACGGGAACCUCAGCAUCUACAUGCACAACUACUACUGUGGGGCCACCUCAGCCACUGCCCAGUGUCCCCGCGCCCUCAGCGCCCGCUAUAAGUCCACGGAGGUCAUCCUCACCACCAGCACCGGCGCCAACGGGCAGGAGGAGCCCCUGAUAUUGUUUGACCGAAAGCAAGUGAGCCCGGGCUUUGCAAAGAACGGCGUGAGUGUGUCCGUGACAGGCACCACCACGAUGGGCAUGGACAUUCCUGCCCUUGAUGUCAGCGUCAGCUUCGACGGACACGUCUUCCAGGUCCGGCUGCCCUACACCCACUUCAGCCACAACACGGAGGGCCAGUGCGGCACCUGCACCAACAGCCAGACAGACGACUGCCGCCGGCCAGACGGCACCACCGCCCCCACCUGCCAAGACAUGGCCCAUACCUGGCUGGUCCAAGAGAGCAGCAGGGAGGACUGCGGGGCACCCACCCCCCAGCCCCCGGUACCCGCCACGCCCACCUCCUCCCCAUGCCCCCCAGCACCUCUCUGCGAGCUGUUGCUGAGCCCGGUCUUCGCAGAGUGCCACGGCCUCAUCCCGCCGGGCCCGUUCUUCAGCUCCUGCGUCAGUGAUGGCUGCCGAGCCGACCGCCAGGCGCCCUGCGAGAGCCUGGAGGCCUACGCAGCACUCUGCCGUGCCCAGGGCGUGUGCAGCAGCUGGCGCAACGCCACCGGCGGGCUGUGCAAUUUCACCUGUCCGUCCGGCAAGGUGUACCAGCCAUGUGGCCCCGCACAGCCUGCGUCCUGCGACUCCAGGCACCAGAGCGAGGUGGGCAAGGGGCUGGCGGAAGGCUGCUUCUGCCCGGAUGGACACACCCUCUUCAACACGCACACAAACGUCUGCGUGCGCGAGUGCGGCUGUGUGGGACCAGACGGGUUUCCCAAAUCUCCCGGGGAGCGGUGGGUCAGCAACUGUCAGGACUGCUUGUGUCACGAGGGCUCCCUGUCCGUGCGGUGCACGCCCGUGCUGUGCGAAGCCCAGGACCGGCCCCUGCAGUGCAGCCGGGCGGGCCUGGUGACUGUGACCAGGCCUGUGGCUGACAAGCCGUGCUGCCUGGAGACGCUGUGUGUCUGCAACACGACCACCUGCCCCCAGAGCCCACCCAAAUGUGUGCCGGGAGAGGAGCUGGUGGCCACCCAGGAGGAGGGCGACUGCUGCCCCACCUUUAGCUGCCGACCUAAGCUGUGCACCUACAAUGGCACCGCCUAUGGGAUCGGUGCAACCUUCCCAGCGGUCACUCCCUGCCACACAUGCACCUGCCUGUCCGUGGACACCCAGCACCCAACGGUGCAGUGUAAGGAGGACAACUGCAGCACCACCUGCCCCCAGGGCUUCCAGUACCAGAAGGUGGACGGACAGUGCUGUGGGGAGUGCGUGCAGACAGCGUGUCUCACGCCGGACGGCCGGCUGGUCCAGCCCAACGAGACCUGGGUCAGCAACCUCGUGGACAACUGCACGGAGUACCGCUGCGACGCCAAGAACGGGCUCCACGUGCUCACCCCGAGGCCGCUGCCCUGCCCGGACCCGUCCAGCUGCAAGGGCAUCCUCAGGAAAACUGGCUGCUGCUACUCCUGUGAGGAAGUGGACUCCUGUCAAGUCCGGGUCAACAGGACGGUCCUGAGACACCAGGGCUGCGCCACCCAGGCCCCGGUCAACGUCACCUUCUGCGAGGGCUCAUGCCCAGGAGUGUCCAAGUUCUCCAUGGAGGCCCAGGCCAUGCAGCGUCAGUGCACCUGCUGCCAGGAGACGAGGCUUCACGAGGAGGUGGUGACCAUGCAGUGUCCCGAUGGGACAGCGGUCCAGCACACCUACACCCACGUGGACGAGUGCAGCUGUGCUCCGUCCUGCGUCCCUGCUCCCGAGGCUCCCGAGGACAGCACCCCCAUCUUCUCGAUCUAGGGGUCCACCACUGGCUGUUGCCAUUCUGACCCCAUCCCACAAGCUCCCUCCCUCCCACUCCGGAGCCAGAACACUCACUACGCAACCGCGGAUAGCCGGGCCAGCCUGCUGCAGGACUCCGAACACACCCUCCACCCGUGCCCUCGCAACACCUGCGCCCUGGAGGUGAUGGUGCCAUGACGGCCUGCCCGAGGGGGGCUCCAGGAGGGGGCCUCGCCCUCGGAGCCCCUUCAGCACGUCUUGGCCACCUGCUUGGCCAUCAGGGCCGACCCCUCAUUUGAGACACAAGCGCCUGCUCCGUCCGGACUCGCCCCCUUCUUGGUGUCAGAGGUGUGCCCCAUAGCAAAGUGCGCAUCAGCUGCCAUGCUGCUCUCCGCACUGUGGGCCGGCGUGCCCCCCUCCUGCCCCCCGCUGCUCCUCAAAGCCCCGGGGAACAGAUUCCUGCUGGCUACCUCCUGCAGCAGAAUUCAGGCUGAGGCCCGUCCAGGCAAGGCCAGGCCGGCAGCCUCCAGGGAGCGCUGUCAGGCAGGCCCAUGUCUGGACCCAGGCGUGGGGUUACCAUGGCCGACAGGAGGGCCCCGGGCAGGGGUGGGGGGCGUCGGAGCUCCCUCUGCUCACUCCGCCCCGAUCUUGCAAAUAAACGCUGAGCAUUG